GUCGGCCAGUAUCUCUGGAAGCUCAAAUGUGGCUCCUGGCAGUAAUCGUCGUCUUCAGCAGACUCAACACCAAGUUGAUGAGGUGGUUGACAUCAUGAGAGUCAAUGUGGACAAGGUAUUGGAACGAGAUCAGAAGCUGUCAGAGUUGGAUGACCGUGCUGAUGCACUGCAAGCAGGAGCUUCCCAGUUUGAGACCAGUGCAGCCAAGCUGAAAAGAAAGUAUUGGUGGAAGAACUGUAAGAUGUGGGCAAUAUUGAUAGCUGUUGUUCUCAUUAUCAUCAUCAUCAUUAUUGGUAAGUUUCCCCAAAAUGGGGACUUCUUGCAGA
Phaethon lepturus (White-tailed tropicbird) is the source of this 326-nucleotide messenger RNA. RefSeq names its product vesicle-associated membrane protein 3 (gene VAMP3). The transcript has 3 exons. Gene Ontology annotation, biological process: vesicle-mediated transport; vesicle fusion; SNARE complex assembly. Gene Ontology annotation, cellular component: SNARE complex; plasma membrane. Gene Ontology annotation, molecular function: SNAP receptor activity; syntaxin-1 binding. The record is from RefSeq and is a predicted model, not a curated record. NCBI's taxonomy places the organism in Eukaryota, Metazoa, Chordata, Aves, Phaethontiformes, Phaethontidae. The annotation marks the transcript as partial.